Haliotis rufescens (red abalone) is the source of this 3125-nucleotide messenger RNA. RefSeq names its product scavenger receptor cysteine-rich type 1 protein M160-like. The coding region runs from base 981 to 1634 and encodes 217 amino acids. Lineage: Eukaryota; Metazoa; Mollusca; Gastropoda; Lepetellida; Haliotidae. The transcript is spliced from 11 exons. The record is from RefSeq and is a predicted model, not a curated record. Gene Ontology annotation, molecular function: cell adhesion molecule binding. Gene Ontology annotation, cellular component: cell-cell junction; membrane. Gene Ontology annotation, biological process: cell-cell adhesion.
UACAUCUAAGGGUAUUCCUGAAUAUAUAUUUCACUCCGAGGAGGUAAGUUGUGAUUUAGAGUUGUUGAAGACUACACCGCUAGUGCUGUCUGUCCUUUCUACCAGGUUUUAAGUGGUUGGACAAUAUGUUGAUGCAUACGUUGUUGAUGCUGGUGGGUGUUGGUAACGUGGUAUCACAAAGUAUUAAACUGGUUCCUGGACCAAGCGAAGGUCGUCUAGAGGUCAAUUAUAAUGGCACCUGGGGAACAGUUUGUCAAUCCAACUUUGCCAACCAAGCGUCUGCUGUUGUGUGCAGAUCUCUCAACCAGCCCGCAAAUCAUUCCUACUGGGUCUACGGUUCUGUGUAUGGAACAGCGCAAGUCAACCCCUUGCUGUCCUAUGUCUCCUGCACAGGUACCGAGAACUCAAUAUUUGACUGCAGUUUGACUCCAGCAGUUCCGAACAGCUCAUGCCGUAGCUCAUCAUAUAUUGUUUCAAUCAUUUGCACAAAUGAGAAAUUGCCAGUUGUGUUUAGAUAUGGAAGUACGUGGAUCAGUCCUCAACAAACAGUUGACAUAAUUGAGAAAGAGUAUGCCUACUGUUGCGCUGGAAACGGCACACAACCCAAGAGUGUAACUUGUGAUGUACGUCAAAAUGGCUACUCUGCGAGAUCAUCUUGUUGUAGAAGUAUGUCAACUUCUAGAAGAUCGUACGGAGGACAAGCAAACUGUUCUGUCAUACACUGGCAGUAUGAGGAAACGGCGUCCAUCUUCCUCAAUAUCUUAUACCCACCUGAGUCGUUCAUGACUUCUGACUUCAAGAUUCUAGAAUAUUCAUCCGUGAACGUGUCAUUGGUUAACCUGCCAAACCCUCUCCCGUACCUAACAACAUGACGUAAGGCCGGAACGAGGCUGACCUGGAAUCAAACCGAGGCAUACCGGAACUACAGAAACAUCAGUCGUUUGGACGGUGGCGAAUUCCUUGUGAACAUAACCCACAGAAUGGUUUCGUCAAGAGGGGUAGUCAGGGAAGCCUGGGGCCAGGAGCUGCUGCACAUUGACGUCCUCUAUAAACCCACUGUGUCCUGUCCUCGAGAGUAUGUAGUUAUCAAGGGGGAAAACAUCAACAUCUCAUGCAGCAUCGACUCCAACCCUGCCCCCCACCUGUAUAUCUGGACAAACUCAAGAGGUGAUAGUGUGCAGCAAGGGACACAACCCACCCUGACACUGACGGCUGUGGGACCUGGCACUACCGGGCGGUAUAAGUGUACAGCCAUCAACAAGAUGGAAAGUACAACCGGAGCAAAGGAGUCAGGAAUUGGAUUUGGAGAUGUUCUGGUCACUAUUGGAGAUCAGCCACAAGUCCUUCCAGGGGUCACGGGAACAGAGAGGAGCACGGAGACGAUGUCAACUAACACACCAUUACAAACAAGAGAUGACAAUACGUAUUUGUACAUACUUAUAGCAUUUGGAGUUGUCGCCCUUGUCGUAACAGUGGUCCUGGUUGUCGUCGUCAUCAGGAUGAGAAAGGCUUUGAAAGAGACGAAGGGGGAUGGCAUAAACAGGAGCGAGAUGACAGAGAGGGAGGGGCGUGUUCAGUACGCUGCUGAAUCAGACUACACAUCUUUGGAGCCGCCUGCAGAAGCAAAGUAUUGAACAAUCACCAUAUUGAACAUAUUUUGUUGUUUACCGCUGCACUCUGCUAUUUGACGGCGGUCUGUAAAAUAAUCGAGUUUGGACCACACAAACCAGUGAUUGACAUCAUGAGCAUCUAUCCACGCAAUUGAGAUACGGUGACACGUAUCAACCAAGUCAGCGAGCCUGACCGAUCCCGUAGUCCCCUCUUACAAGCAUACUCGCACUACAUGCUAUGUAACACGAGCCCCUUUCUUGUAAUGUUUCAAACAAAUGUAGGUUUGAUUACCGUUAAAUAGUUCUCCAUUGCAAGUAGCAGACCAACAUACAUCUAAUAACUCUUCCGUCUAUUACUUGUAAUCGUGAUCUAUCAAACAAUGUUCUUCCUCCUGCAGGGUAUUUUGGAAAUUUAACACAGUAUUUUCAUUCAUAGGAGCAUUUCGAAGAUACCGUCGUUCCGAAAUUUAUAUGUUGCUACUAUGAAUGAAAAUACUGAGUUGGCCUCAACGCACAUAUCUGAAUGAAAAGAACAGUAUCGUUGAUUUAUGAAGAAUACGUGAAAUGUAUAUUUUAACUUGAACUGUUGAACUUGAAAAUUAUUAGGUUACAAAAUAAUUACAUAUGUGUGUUCUGGUUUCACAUUCUUGGUCAAACCCAAGAAGAAAAUCAACCACUCUCAAAUUCACUACACCAAAUGAUUUCACGUACGUUAUGCUUAGGUUACCUAUAUGGCUUCUCUAGUGUCAUACAUUAUUGGGGUUUUCCAAAUAGAGAACAGAUUACAUAUUAAGACAAAAUUGUUAUGGAUGAGCAACAUCUUUAUUACAAUUGGGCGACGUUUCGGUGUAGAUUCUAACACCGUUAUCAAGCAAAUGAUGUACAAACUAGGUAUGAGCAUGAUAUAUAUGGUAGAAUGUACACCGAAACGUCGCCCAAUUGUAAUAAAGAAGUUGCUCAUCCAUAACAAUUUUGUCUUAGUUACCAUUCCAGAUUACAUAUUUCAUAGGUUUGCUGUUUAUCUUUUACGUAGCAUUUAUCAAUUCGCAGUCAACAAAGGACACUGUUGUUCCCUCAAAGCUUUUGCAAUGUGGACAAUGAAUUGAUAUCAUUAUUUUACCCUUUCUCUGUCCUUCCUAUAAUUUUAGAUGGACUGUUUCAAUGACAUCAUAUUUUCAUUUGUCGUUGUAACAUAGUUAUUAUGUGAUAUUUUGCAAUUCAUAUUAGCUUCUAACUAAUUAGUGUAGCAAACCUUGAAGACUUUAACAGCUGCUUCAAUAAUAUUUUGUAAUCAUGUUUCUUAUUGGUGAUAUUGUUUGUGUCAAUCAACGUUUUAAUUUUUUUUCUUUUUUUCAAACUUAGGAACAUUAUUCCGUGCUAAUUCCAUAGUACUACAUUCAAUGUGUUAUUCAAGAAUGGCUUUUUUAGUUUUCAAGACCAUUUAUUCGUACUAUCUGCUUUUAUUAUUCGUUUUUAUUCAUGAAAUAAAUUCACGGAAUAACACGUGCAAUGUCA